Messenger RNA from Clonostachys rhizophaga, 699 nucleotides. The record is from the annotation of a GenBank genome assembly. NCBI's taxonomy places the organism in Eukaryota, Fungi, Ascomycota, Sordariomycetes, Hypocreales, Bionectriaceae.
AUGUGUCGGUCAAGUACAUCUCGGGGCCCUGCUACCGCCAACCAGCUGGAUCCUGCAGUGCUGCAACUCGUCCCUGACCACCCAGCCGCCAAAGCAGCACUCGACGUUGCUCUUCAGUCCCUGUCACCCGCGAUACUAAACCACAGCUUCCGGGUCUACAUCUACGCCAAGGCACACUCCUCUCAUCUUCGGCAGCUCGACCCGGCCACCGUGCUCAUCGAGCCCGUCUUCGUCGAGCUCCACACGCUCUUCGUGGCCUGCCUCUUCCACGACCUCGCCACGGCGGAGAAGUACGAUGCGGAUCCCGCCCGCUUCGAAGUCGUUGGCGCCAGCGAGGCGGCAAAGGUGCUGCGCGAGUAUAAUGUGAGCGAGGCGUCCAUCCGUGAAGCCUGGCUUGCCAUGUCCCUCCACACGACGCCGGGGAUAGCAGAGGAGAUCAGCGGCACGACUGGAGCGCUUCGGCGUGCCAUUGCGACCGAGUUCAGGGGCGUGCCCAGUCCGGAGUCUAUCCUGGAUGAGAAGGAGCGCGAGGUUGUUGGGAAGCUCCCGCGGCUGGACAUUGAGAAGGUUCUUGGCGAUGCGGUUGUUCGACAGGCGCUUGAGAAUCGGGUCAAAGCACCGGCGGCGAGCUGGCCGGGCCAACUGCUCAUCUCGCACGAGAAUAACCCUGGCUGGGAUGGGGUGAACAAGGCAUUUUAA